CUGGAGUUGGUAGCAGCUCCUGUGUACACUGGCCAACCAGGACAUGGCCUGCAGCCAAUCCAUUAUUUUCACACAGAUCCCUAAACAGCACGGGAAAGUACCGUCCUUCAGUAGCAGCUCAAACAGGGUGUUUGCAGUGAUGACAGAGCCUUUCCCCGGUGGUUUCUCCAGAGCCAUGUGAGGCAAUUGUAAGAUUCUGUGUUUUUGUUGAAUGUUCAGGAGUCGCAAUACUCAGGUACGGUUUGGGAUGGGAAAGCAACAAGCUACAGCUCUUGUUUAUGAAGCAGCAUUAAUGCAUUCUGGACAGCACAGAUUCAGUGGAAAAUACAGGCCCCAUUUCAGGUUGCUUUUAAGCUCGCUCUGUUUUAGAUUAAAUAGUUCAGAUGUGUAAUGAAUGGGUUGAAAGUGAUGACAGGUAUAGGAAGCUGAAGAAACCUAUUUCCAUGAAUACUCAAUAUUGCUCACAUGUCCUUGCCAAUACUACAAUCUAGAUUUCAGAAAGCAGUAAUCUGCAAAGCCUGAUGUUACUGUGUCAGCCAACCAGUUAAUAUUAAUGUAGUGCUUUUGUAUCAUCACAGCUAGUGACCCAGCUCCUGUGAGCACACCAUAUUGAAAUGAAUCUGGCUGGGUCAGCCCACCUCCACCAGCCCCCAGGCUGGGUUUAUUAAACUAGAACACAGCAGACACACAGUUUCUGUAGGUAACAUUGAGAGUUACCUACAUUUGACUUUCCUCAUUUCACAACCCACACUCCAACCCCUAAAGCUACACGUCCUUCACCCACAGAACCAUUACCUCACAGACUUUUAUUUCCUUUUCUUUUAGACUGAAUCUAUUAAGCUACUUAAAAAAAAUAAAAAAAUAUUCCCCAAACACACUUACACUCUUAUCACCGGUUAUAGUACCAGGAAGGUGUGCUGGAGCCAAAUCAGGCACGAUGGAAUUUGCCGUGGGGAAACCCAGCGCUGAUGACAGUGGAACCCGCCCGCGUGUGAAUUCCCGUGGCUCCUGCCACCCCUUUAUAAGCAGGUGAAGGUGAGGCAGGGCUGGCAGAACAGGCAGGCAGCAGCCAAGCUCUCACUGGAGCACAGCUGUGAGUGUGAAGUGGGAAUGGCUGGCUUUAGCAGCAAGAGCAUGGUCCUGGUCUCCCUGAUGGGGCUCCUGGUGCUGCUCCUGUGUGGCACCUCCGAAGCACACAGUAAUCAUGAUUGCUGCCUGUCUUACACCAAAGUGCGUCUGCCUCGGUGGGCCCUGAAGGGUUACACUGAACAGCUCGCCAGUGAAGUCUGCGAUAUCCCUGCAAUCAUUUUCCACACCAACAGUGGGCUGAAGGCCUGUGUAAAUCCCAACGAAGGCUGGGUGAAGAAGCAUCUUCUUUUCCUCAGCCAUAAGCUCAAGAGGAUGUCAGCCUGAUAUGGUUUCCAGCAAGGAAAUAAACACAGACUUGGCUGAAGAAUCACCAGGUUCAACCUCUUGGUUGAGAUUGUCUUGUACACUGUUGUGUGCUCACUCACCUCCAACUCAGGCUUCUUUGGAACUGUUGAACUUCUCUAGUUGAUUCAUAUUGCAUCUCUGGUUUGCUUGAUUUAAGCAUUUUGUUACAGUUUCUAUUUUUACUAAUAUGUGUACUAAUAUGGCAUGAAAUUAUUUAGUAAAGACUACCUUAAGCUGUUGUACAGAGUAUUAAGUUUAUUGUAUGUUGUUUUUGUUUUGUUCCACAUGUGUAAAGUGGCUUAUUUAUUCUAUUUAUUUUAUUACUGUCUUGUGCCAAAAUGUUUCCUUGUAGCUGUAGUUAGCAUUAUAAUACUCCUUGAGCUAUUGCUAAAGAAAGUCUGCCUGUGGAAAAAAAAAAAUGGAAAUUGGAGUUUAAAAAAAAAUAAAUGUUAAAAUCAGCACUCUCUGUGUGAUACGUUUAUUUUUUUAAUUAAAACAUGUGACUUCCCCUUGAAAUGAAUCCCUUUGCUUAUGAGCCUCCAGCUGAAACAAUUACACAAGUGUGUUGACACCUGUUAAAGGCACUUUCCACCUUCCUCACUUUGUUUGCCCUAGGGGUAGCUAUGACCUCCAGAGGAUGUAAUUGCUUCCUUACCCCCAGACAACUGCUAUAAAUCAAGCUUUUGCUUAACAUGAAGACCUGUUCUUAGCUCA
Messenger RNA from Corapipo altera (White-ruffed manakin), 2148 nucleotides. RefSeq names its product C-C motif chemokine ligand 20 (gene CCL20). Gene Ontology annotation, cellular component: extracellular region. Lineage: Eukaryota; Metazoa; Chordata; Aves; Passeriformes; Pipridae. The coding region runs from base 1111 to 1413 and encodes 100 amino acids. Gene Ontology annotation, biological process: cellular response to tumor necrosis factor; chemokine-mediated signaling pathway; lymphocyte chemotaxis. Gene Ontology annotation, molecular function: chemokine activity; CCR chemokine receptor binding. The record is from RefSeq and is a predicted model, not a curated record. The transcript has 4 exons.